Daphnia pulicaria is the source of this 2926-nucleotide messenger RNA. RefSeq names its product ribosomal protein S6 kinase beta-2-like. The transcript is spliced from 9 exons. Gene Ontology annotation, biological process: protein phosphorylation; signal transduction. Gene Ontology annotation, molecular function: protein serine/threonine kinase activity; ATP binding. The record is from RefSeq and is a predicted model, not a curated record. The coding region runs from base 150 to 1745 and encodes 531 amino acids. NCBI's taxonomy places the organism in Eukaryota, Metazoa, Arthropoda, Branchiopoda, Diplostraca, Daphniidae.
UUUUCCCUUCACAAACCUUCUGCUAGUCUUCUGUGUUUUUGAGAAAUUAAGAGUUGAUUCAUCCAGUGAAACGUAGUAGUAUCUCAUCUCAAAGGCGUAACUUUUUAAUCUUACCUUCAAUGUAAAAGUUUUUCGUUCAUUUCCCAAAAAUGGCUGGAGUUUUUGACAUCGAUAUCAACGAUUUGGAUGGAAACAACGUGGAUCUAGACGGAGAGUCUGAUGACGACGUGAUUGAAGUUGAACAAGACCAGCUGGUUGACAAGGCACCAUUCCUGCUUCCGUCUUCCUAUAUGGACUCACCAGAUGUUGAAGCUGUUCAACUAUCUGAGACCACAGUAAAUCCGGGUGCAGAGAAAACAGGACCUCAGGACUUUGAAUUGAGACGGGUUCUGGGCAGGGGUGGUUAUGGCAAAGUCUUCCAAGUGAGAAAGCUGACAGGGAAGGAUUCAGGGCACAUUUUUGCCAUGAAGGUGUUGAAAAAAGCAACAAUCGUCAGAAAUCAGAAGGACACAGCUCACACCAAAGCAGAGAGAAACAUAUUGGAGGCGGUCAAGCACCCGUUCAUUGUUGACCUUAUUUAUGCCUUUCAAACUGGAGGAAAGCUUUAUCUUAUUUUGGAAUAUCUAAGUGGAGGAGAAUUGUUUAUGCAUCUUGAAAGAGAAGGAAUCUUUAUGGAGGAUACAGCAAGCUUCUACCUAGCAGAAAUCAUCCUUGCUCUGGAGCAUCUCCAUUGCCAAGGCAUCAUUUAUCGUGAUUUGAAACCCGAGAAUAUCUUGUUGGAUGCACACGGCCACGUUAAAUUGACCGAUUUUGGUUUAUGCAAAGAAUCUGUUGAAGAUGGUGGCGUAACGCACACAUUCUGCGGGACGAUCGAAUACAUGGCCCCGGAGAUUUUGACGAGAAGUGGUCAUGGAAAAGCCGUUGACUGGUGGUCCCUCGGUGCCCUUAUGUACGAUAUGCUGACAGGAGCGCCGCCAUUCACAGCUGAAAAUCGAAAGAAAACGAUCGAAAAGAUUUUGAAGGGGAAGCUUAACUUGCCACCUUAUUUAACGCCUGACGCCCGCGAUUUGAUCCGUAGGCUGUUGAAGAGAGGUGUUGUUUCGCGUCUGGGCAGUACAGUAGCGGACGGUGAGCCCGUACGAAUGCACCCAUUUUUCAAGACGAUUGACUGGAAUGAAGUGGCCUGUCGCAGACUGGAGCCGCCCUUUAAACCUUGCCUUGCUAGUGCCGACGACGUGUCCCAGUUUGAUACCCGUUUCACCAAGCAGACUCCCAUCGACUCGCCUGACGAUUCUACUCUUAGUGAGAGUGCCAAUAUGGUUUUCCAGGGAUUCACUUAUGUCGCACCGUCGGUUCUGGAAGAGAUGCAUCGACCACAAGUGAUCAAGGCCCGAUCCCCCCGCAAAGGAAUGUUCACACAGGGUCACAGUAUGACUACUCCGUUCGGCGGACAUCGCCAGCCGUUGGUGGAAACGACCCAGCCUUCCAAUGGAGUGGCGUGUUCCAGGACUACGGGAUUCUACUUGAAUCCCGUUCCCCAACAGCAGCAACCACCGCAGCAGCAACAACAGAUUCAUCAACAGCACCACCAGCUCCAACAACACCAUCAGCAACAAGCGCAGCAACAGUUUGAUGACGAAGAAAUGGUUUGGCAUGACGAAUCGCAGUCCAUUUCGUCGGCGGCCAUUCCCGGGGCCAGUCAGCACUUCUACCCCAGCAACUUUCCGCUACCGCCUCAUUUAUGAUGGGACGGGCCCCACACCCAGCGCGAUAGAUCAAUACUAGUUUCAAUGGUCUAUUAUUACAACUAUUACUACUUCUACUACUACACUACGCUAGAUAUAAUUUGGGUUGCAACCUCGGCUCAUUUCCCUCCCACUUCCUCUCCUCCCCCUCAGCCCAUGCAAAGCCAAAAUGCAAAAGAGAGAAAAAUUCAACGAGAUGUGAAAUUUGUAUAGUUCAUAAUAGCCAAUAAUCUGUCCCUCCUUUUCCCCUCUUCUCUUGGCUUUCCUUUCGGGUAGCUUUUUUGGUGAUCCCUAGAAGAGAAAAUCUACUACCCACGAAUAUUAAAAACUUCAUCCCUCUCUCCCUAGAAACGUGACUUAUUCAAUCUACAAAAUUCCCCUCAUUUUUUAAAAACUUUUGUGUUUAAUCUUGUUUUAGGUUUCCAAGUUUCCGUAAUAUUCCUCCUCUUACAUCUAUUUUUUCUUCUAAAUUUUUCAGUUGCUCAUAAUCCUACCGCUAUCCAGCCUAAUUCCCGUUUCCUCUUUAUUCAGUGCCUUAAUUAAAGCAAGAGAACUUUAAAGAAUUCUUCCUUUUAUAACACAACUUGCGAAAAACUGAUCGUCUUUUUGUUCGUCUCCAAAAAAAAAAACAAAAUUGUGAGCUUGAGAAUGAGUGAGUUAGGCCCAGAAAGGAUAAGAUUUCGUGAAGGUUGUCCCCCUCCAUUCUGUUAUGUUACUCAAAAAAUAAGAGAGAAAUCUACACUAGAAACAUAUUACUGUGGGAGCUAAAAGAAAAUGGAGACCGAUUGGAUGAUGUGACGUGUCGAAAUGAAUUUCGUCGCCGAUUCUUCCCAACUCCUCCACCCGUUCCAAUUUAAUUUAUCCAACCAUUUUUUCUUUUUGUUUUGUUUCUUAUGUGUUUGUGUGUCAUGUCGUCCCGAAUUUUUCCUUCCUCAUUUCUAAACUAAAAUCAAUUUUUUCCACUUUUUUCCUUGUCGAUGUUAGGACUCCAGAAAGCUCAAAAAUGACUUCCCACCCGAUUAUGGUAAACGAUUUGUGUUGGUACGAAAACACACACACACGAACAUAUCGACAAUUCAAUUAUUUGAAUGCGAUUCGCCCAAUUAUUAUUAUUAUUCUCUCACUAUAUUUUUUUUUUAUAAAUUAGAUCCGCAAAUUAAAGAGUCAAAUAGUCGAGCCGA